AGGGUUUGGCAUGAGCAGAGUCGGUGAGACAUCAUGGAGGCAGGUGCACUUCUUCUCUUUAUGUUCACAUUGUUGGGGGCGAGUUCAUCUCUCAGUUUUUAUGGAGACAGCAUCAGUUUCAUGCCUCCACAGAGGAUAGCAGAUGAAACAUUUAAGGUGACCUUCCAUCGCAGGCAGAAUGGGCGAAGCAAUUGUUCGGCUCAGUCGUCCUUCUCAUGUGAGGGUGGUGUGUGUUCAAACCUUGAUUCAUCAGCUGUCCUGCAAACAGAUGAGGAUACCGGUCAGAGCCGCUGGUGUCAGUCUGAAGGACACACGACCACCACCGUCAUGACUAACAAAACAACGUUCAGUCUGCAGGACUCAGGCUGCUGUUGGGUCUCUAAUGUUGAAGGAAAAACCAACUGGACGACUCAAGCAGAGCUAGACCUGGGAACGCGAUCUGACUCCCACUCCAUCAACAGAUGCCCAGUAACCACAACAGUGUCUUCUUUACGAGUCCCUCAGAACUGUUUUACCAGAGUUCGUCUUCUGGCUCAUGAUCCAGAUGGAGAUGAAGUACGAUGCCGCUUCUCUGCAGACGCCAGCGUUCCUUUGAACUUCGCUCUGGACAAGAAAACCUGCACACUGAGCAGGUCGGGUCAAAUCCAAACCGGCAUCCAUGUAUUUGAGCUGAUGAUGGAGGACUUCUCCACUCGAAACAUCACUCUGACCUACACAGAUGGGACAUCAGUGUUUCGGGAUGCCUCAGACAGGAACUCACCUCCUCUCUGUAAAGUGAAGCUGCAGUUCUCCAUGGAGGUUCUUCCUUCGAUUCUAGACUGUGGGGCCGGUCAUGUGCAGCCCAUGUUCCUGGCCAGGACUCCGUCUCAUGGAGAUGUUCUUCAUGCCACCGUGGGCCAGAACUUCCAGCUCUUUGCACAAGCACAGGCUGGCCAGUCUCAGAUAUACGACUUCCAGGUCAGUGGCCCCCAGAACAUGACUAAAGAGUUCAAAAAAGAUGCUGCGGGGAACGCAGAAGUCACCCUGAACUGGACACCACAAAGGAGUGACUUGUAUAGAUUAGUCCCAGUCUGUUUCACUGCAGAGACAAAUGAAGCCCAAUCAGAGAUGAGGUGUGUUGUCAUCAUGGUGACCCGCUCAACUAUUACCCAAGGGAAGGCCAUCGUUCAUUGCUCGUCUAAUAAGAUGAUGGUGGCUCUGGAGAGAGCGUCGAUGCCUGACAUCGAUGAGAACUUCCUCCAGCUGAGGGACCCGUCCUGCUCGCUCACCUCCAACAGUACUCACAUAGUGGGCAGCAUGUCCUUCAACACCUGCGGCACCAAACUGGAGGAUAAAGGUGACUUCAUAGUUUUCAAGAAUGAGAUCAACUCCUUUGAGCUGCCAGAAGAGGUCAUCAUCCGGAGGAGGACGGUUAAGAUCGACUUCUUUUGCGAGUUUCCCAAAAUCAUCAGCAUCUCCAGUUACUACAACAUGCACAGCUCCGACUACAUCUUCACCGAAUCCAGCUUCGGCAGCUUCAGCUACACCUUUGAGAUAUUCAAUGAUGGCAACUUUACAAAAAAAGUGGAGGCCAGUGCGUACCCAGUGCAGGUCAAGCUGCUGGAGAUGAUCUAUAUGGGCAUUCAGGCAACUUCAGACCUCCCAAAUGUGACUUUGUUUGUGGAUUCAUGCAAAGCAACUCCAGAUGACAACCCUGAGAACGUUCUCUCUUAUGAUCUCAUCAAGAACGGGUGUAAGAAGGAUGAGACGCUUAAAGUCCACCCGUCUGGUCCCACUUCAUUCAACUUUGAAGUUCAAGCCUUUAAAUUUAGUGGAAACUAUGACCAGGUGUUCAUCACUUGCUCCGUCAUCAUGUGCGAACCUGAAAAUCCCUUUUCCAGAUGUGCUCAGGGGUGUGUGACGGAACCGUCCCGCAGGCGCAGACGAGGGCUGAGCAAGGAGACGAGCAGCCACUACAUCACCCAGGGCCCCCUGCAGUUUGUGGGGCCAUCUGCAGCCAUGGCAGCUGAGGAAGAGGGGGAUGUUGUGGAGAAGAAGAGUGGCAUGCCUGCUACAGUGAACUUUCCACCAGUUUUCCCAGACACCAAAUCAGCCAGAGACGGAGAACCUACUGGAUUCGGACAGGUCCUCACCUCACACAUCACCACAGUGGUCUUUGCCAGCGGCUUCGUUCUGUCGCUGCUGCUGAUGGCCGUGAUUGUUCGUCACUACAACCGGAAGAGAAGAGCAGAAGAUCGUACCGUCCUCAUCGAGUCCGACUGUGAGAACUAAGCAUAAAUCAUCUCCUUCUUCUGUCAUAAACGUGUGUGUUGGUUCCUGCUUUUCAUAUCAGAUAAAAACAUGUUUAUCUGAGUCUUGUAUGAAAAUUUGGAAUAUUUUUAAUUGAUUUGACCAAUUUGACCAAAUUUGACCAAGACUGAUUUAAUGACCAUUUUUAUCAUAACAGGAGGGAUGAUUACUGCAACUAAGAUAACAACUGUUAUAACUGUUAUUCCAUUUUAUUUUCAUGAAAAACAAAUAACUAAAAAUCCAAUAUGCAAAAUGUCAGCUUCCAACAACAAGAAAAAAGUACAAAAAUGUAGUUUAUGUUGCCUAAAAUAAGAAAAAUGAUCUGCCAACACAAGAAGAAACUUUGGUUUGUCAAGAUUUUCCAAAGCACGAAAAUAUCUAACGUCAAUGAACCCACAAAUAUCUCAAAAUAAGUGUUUCUCACUAAUAACAAGUUCAAUUUUAGUGAUAAGAAUACAAUAUAUGAGAAUUAUUUUCUUGUCUUGAUUGAAAUAAUAAAGAUUUACUUUGGAAAAGCAAUUUUAGACUUUUAGUGCUGGUUUGUAUCUAUCGAUAUUCUAGUUUCAAGCAUAGACUUAGUCAUUAUAGGUAAUAAAAUCUCAGGAGAAAAAGCUUUUCAGAAAAAUAAACAUAUCUGAUCUGAAUGAUUUAAUCUGACUUAGAGGUCAGUGUUUGCUGUAGCAUUGUUUUUUUAUUACCAAUGAAAUGAAACAGGGUUUACGUUUGAGUCAGAUUUCCUGAAGUGAUGAGCAGAACCUGCAGAAAGAAACUCGCUCGACCUGUUUCACUCUAAUUAUAGCAGAAAGAUGAGAAAAGUCCUUCCAGGCUGGUUUAGCAGGGUGUUUUUAAGCUGCUGUAAUUAAUUACUUUCUGACAUCUGAAGCUGUUUUUGGUCAAAAUACAACAAUAUAAUAUGUUACCUACCUUUUACCUGGUGUUGGUUUGUUCUUGUUAAGAACUCAUAUAAGCCAUUGUUUUCAAUAAAUAAAUGUACAUAAUGUUAUUAUAUUUUUUCAUGUAUUAACACAUCAUACAAAUAAAUGAAAAACAUAUUUUCAAUAUGA
Melanotaenia boesemani (Boeseman's rainbowfish) is the source of this 3353-nucleotide messenger RNA. RefSeq lists its product as uncharacterized. Bases 34 to 2271 code for a protein of 745 amino acids. NCBI's taxonomy places the organism in Eukaryota, Metazoa, Chordata, Actinopteri, Atheriniformes, Melanotaeniidae. The transcript is spliced from 13 exons. The record is from RefSeq and is a predicted model, not a curated record.